GCCCCUUUUUUCGUUCCCCGUUGAGAUCGUUAUUCUCCCUUCAGCUUUCAUCUUAAAUUGCGGGGAUGUCGGCCGUGACAACCAAGAAGGAGUCCGAACUUUCCGGCCAGAUCGAAGACUUCGUGAUGCUCCUGAAACGGGGUGGAAAGUUGCCUCGUUCAGGGGAGGUGGCCCGUCGGACGGUGGGGCUGCUGCGGAAGAUCGUGGCGAACUGGCGCUGGGACAAUGCUGGAGAGCUAAUGAACCUGAUUCGUAAGGAAGGUAAGAGAAUGAGUACAGCCCAACCAUCUGAGACCACUGUAGGUAACAUGGUGAGACGAGUGUUGAAGAUAAUUCGUGAAGAAUACAGCAGGCUCCGAGGACGUAGCGAAGAGAGUGACCAGCAAGAAUCCCUGCACAAACUUCUGACCUCAGGAGGUCUCAGUGAGGAUUUCAACAUCUGCUAUCAGCCACUAAGGGCCAAUAUUAUUGAUGCUAUUAGAGAACUGUUGCUUGAACUGGAGAGCACUACUGAAAAUAUUUCCACCCAGGCUCUGGAGCACAUCCAUUCCAAUGAGGUGAUUAUGACUAUUGGUUAUUCGUGCACAGUGGAGGCUUUUCUGAAAGAGGCAGCACGUAAAAGGAAAUUUCAUGUCAUUGUGGCUGAAUGCGCACCCUUUUGCCAGGGCCAUGAAAUGGCUGUCAGUUUGUCUAAAGAGAAUAUAGAAACCACUGUCAUGAGCGAUGCAGCCAUCUUUGCUGUUAUGUCUCGAGUCAACAAGGUUAUCAUUGGAACAAAAACCAUCUUGGCCAAUGGGGCAUUGUUAGCUGUCAGUGGAACUCAUACUCUGGCAUUAGCAGCCAAACACCAUUCCACCCCUCUCAUUGUCUGUGCACCUAUGUUCAAACUCACACCACAGUUUCUAAAUGAAGAUGAUUCAUUCCACAAGUUUGUCUCCCCACAGGAAGUGCUGCCUUUUACAGAAGGAGAGAUUCUAUCAAAGGUCAAUGUUUACUGCCCAGUGUUUGACUACGUUCCUCCAGAACUUAUCACACUCUUCAUUUCAAACAUUGGAGGCAAUGCUCCUUCCUAUAUCUAUCGUCUCAUGAGUGAACUUUAUCAUCCUGAUGAUCAUGAACUUUGAAACUCUGAGCUGUGGACUUAAUUUAUUCCAGCAUAAAUGGGUGAUAUAACAAAUGCCAACCUUUUCAUUGAGGAAAUAGUAACUAAAUCAAAUAAACUACAUAAAAUGAAA
This is a messenger RNA of Candoia aspera, 1235 nucleotides long. RefSeq names its product eukaryotic translation initiation factor 2B subunit beta (gene EIF2B2). Bases 66 to 1124 code for a protein of 352 amino acids. The transcript has 8 exons. Gene Ontology annotation, cellular component: eukaryotic translation initiation factor 2B complex. Gene Ontology annotation, molecular function: guanyl-nucleotide exchange factor activity; translation initiation factor activity. NCBI's taxonomy places the organism in Eukaryota, Metazoa, Chordata, Lepidosauria, Squamata, Candoiidae. Gene Ontology annotation, biological process: translational initiation. The record is from RefSeq and is a predicted model, not a curated record.